GAAAACAGAAAAAUAUAGCAAGUGUAACCAGACGGACGUGUUCGUACGUUCGUCGUGUUUGUUCUAUACCGUGAAGCGGCAUUUAAAACGACACUCCAACAAAAGUGUCCACCGUGAAAUGUAAUGAAAAGUUGCAUAAAAAGAGAGCUUGGCGUAGGAACAUUUUCUACUUAGAGAGCAACACAAAAACAAAGGUGUGCAAAAGAUGUGAAUGCAGGAUAUCGGCAGGGAUACUAUUUUCGCUGGGUGUGCUCUUUUCAGUGCAGGAAGUAGCAACAGUCGGUGCAGGCGGUAAAUGAAUUACACCGUGGAAAACGUUUUAAAGUUUGUGAGUGGAAACGUGUAGCAUAGCUACACGAUCGUGGAAAUAAAGCGUUUCACUAAAGCCUGUUUUAGCGGUGCAAUAAAAAGUGCGAGCAGUGUGAUUGUUUACUAGUGUCAAAACCAACGCGUUCUUCUGCUGCUAUGGCUACUGCAACGGCAGCCACGUCCGCUUCGUCUAGCAAUCAGCAACAGCAUCUGCAAACUUACGACGAUGAUGAUGAGUUCCAGGAUGCAUGUGAUGCUGAAACUGCCUCUGGAUCUUGCGCUCUAGAUUUAGAUACAGCGCUAGCAGAGGCAAAGAUAGCAGUCGAUCUAUUUUUUAACAAUAAGUUCAACGAAGCAGAAGCCCUUAUGAAACCACUGGCGACAUCAAGCAUGUACCAUUCCGUUGGACACAGUGUGUUCACCUAUCUGGAAGCUAUGCUUACGUUCGAGCAGCAACACAUAGCAGCCGCGUCGGAAGCGCUUAAACAGUGUCUAAACGUUUGCAAUCGUUAUCGAAAGAAGAGCACGCUUACGGAGACGAUAGGCAAAACCUUUAAGAAAGUGAAUUAUGAUCAGUAUACUGAUUUGGAAGCACACGCAGAGCUUUGCUCCGCCGAGGCUUUGCUACUGAAAGCGAUGCUGACGUUUAUUGAGGAUGAGACUCUAACCAGCUUGAUUAAGGGCGGAAUGAAGAUUCGCAAUUGCUUUGCGAUGUACAAGGAAUGCAAUAACAUUCUUACUCAUCGCCAAUGGCAAUCGGAAAGUUCGAAGCUACACUUCGAGAGCGGCGUGCGAAUGGGCUUGGGCACGUUUAAUCUUAUGAUAUCUUUGCUACCGGCGCGGAUUAUAAAACUGUUGGAGUUUAUUGGCUUUUCCGGCAAUAAGCAAUCGGGAAUGCAAGACCUAAUUACCGGUUCACAAAGCGAAGGCAUUCGACAGGUGUUGUGUGUGAUGACAUUACUCGGGUACAAUCUGAUUGUGUGUUAUGUGCUGAGCCAUAAGGAAGGCGAUUUACGCUUUUGCGACGAACUGCUGGUAAAACAGCUGAAUCAGUAUCCGGACGGCGUUUGGUUCCUGUUUUUCAAAGGUCGUCUGGAGUUCAUGAAGGGCAAUCUCGACGAUGCGCUUAAAUGGUAUAAGAAAUCUUGGAAGUCACAAAACGUGUGGCCACAGUUUCAUCAUCUGUGCUUUUGGGAACUGCUUUGGGUUAAUUGUUUACGACUGAAUUGGCGUGAGUCGUUACUGUUCGCGACGUACCUUGUUGAGAACAGCAAGUGGUCGCGCACGAUCUACACAUAUCAGAAGGCAUCAAUCAUGUGUAUGCUGAAGACGGAGGAAUUACAUUCGAGCGAGAUUCGGACAAUCGCCACACUGAUGAAGGAGGUGCCAAAGUACAAGCAACGGAUAGCGGGCAAAUCGUUGCCGAUGGAGAAGUUUGCCUGUAAAAAGACUGAACGGUUCUUCGCUCAGCAGUCGUUCCUGUACGUACCCGCGUUGGAGUUGAUGUUCGUGUGGAAUCUGUUCAAGAUACUGGGCAAACAUUUCCAUUUAGCGGACGGCGUCUAUCGAAUAGUGGAGGAGAAUCUCAAUCAUUACGGCGAACGUGUUAACUCCAAGUCAAACCCGGCGUUUGGCGUUUAUGCGGCGGAUAAUAAAGCGUUGCUGUUGCUUUUGAAAGGCGCCUGUUUGCGGCAGAUGAACAGUCCGUUGCAAGCCACACGGUGCCUUGAGGAGGUGAUUGCCCUGUACAAAGAUAUUAAAGAAGACCAUUAUCUGGUACCUUAUGCAAUUGUAGAGCUGGCAUUGAUCUAUAUCGAUCAAGGAAACAAAGAUCAAGCCAUACUAGCUCUAGAGGAUGCUAAGAAAAAUUACAGUGGUUAUUCGCUCGAGUCACGGUUGCACUUCCGAAUACACACGGCCCUGAUGGAGCUAAAGGGCAAAAGCUACGAAAACAUUCCUUCUGGGGCAGAAUGAAGGAGCAGCACCUGACGCCUUCACCAUGACACUAUUCUACGAUGAAAUAAAACACGAAACAGAAAGUGAACCAAACAACGAGUAUUCGAAGUGAGACCAAACCAAAUGUGUCAUUUUUUAAAAGUUCAUCCAAAGUAAUUUCUGCAUGAAUAGGAGCUUAUGGACAUAGUACUAAUUCUACGUCAUACGGAAUCGAUUCCUAGUCAUGAUGUCGCAGAGUGACCAUCUAGCUCAAGCAUUUACGAUACGAGCUCUUAAUAUUUGUUUUAGCAUUACAACUGUUUUUAUUUGUUGCUCACUUUCCAAUUUAAAUCGAUAUUAUAAAUUCGGGUACAGAUAAUUCAAAACCAUAAAUCCUUAUACCAAACAGAAUAGGUAGUUUUGACGGCAUAGGUAUUAUUUUAAUUGAUGUACUUUGUACGUGUGGCAGAUUGUAGAUACAUCUUCUAGCCCAUAGUUUCGCUAGUCAAGGGUUUAACACUAGCAAUGUAGUAGAUUAAAAAACUUAGAUUCAAAGUUUUUAUGUUCAGGGUUGGUUGAUAGGAAAAAAUAAAAUCUUAUAUCAUUCAGAAGAUCAAAGCAUAACUCAUGGGUCGUACUGUAUUCUGUUUGUAUAUAUGAAAAAUAAAUAAAGUAUGUAACGUGAUGCAAACUAUAA
Messenger RNA from Anopheles arabiensis, 2941 nucleotides. RefSeq names its product tetratricopeptide repeat protein 39B-like. The transcript is spliced from 10 exons. Bases 466 to 2283 code for a protein of 605 amino acids. Lineage: Eukaryota; Metazoa; Arthropoda; Insecta; Diptera; Culicidae. The record is from RefSeq and is a predicted model, not a curated record. Gene Ontology annotation, molecular function: protein binding.